GCAUAACACAAUAAAAUGGCCGCUGCGUCGCUGGACGCCUAGAGGGAAGAAGCUGCGCGUCUCCAGCUCCGCCGCGUCCCGCGGGCCUGCUCCGCUCGGCUCCCUGGCGGUUUUGAUGGACACCUGGCUUUAUUCUUGCCAUGAAGAAAGGUUCUCAGCAAAAGUUUUCCAAUGCAAAGAUGCCACCAUCACCUCACUCUCCUAGUCCACCAUCCCUUAUGUCCAGUAUGAGAUCUAGGUCACUUUCACCUUUAAGUGGAUCUGAGACUCUUCAUUUUGGAGGACAAUGGAAUGAGCAAGUUGAGAUUACAGAUGAAAACACGGUGCUUUCAGACUACCAAGACCAUAAAGAAGCUGAUUCACAUGCAGGAGUCCGAUAUAUUACAGAGGCCCUUGUUAAAAAACUUACUAAACAGGACAGUUUGGCUUUGGUGAAGUCUCUGAACCUUUCACUUGCUAAAGAUGGUGGCAAGAAAUUUAGGUAUAUCGAAAAUUUGGAAAAAUGCGUUAAACUUGAAGUACUGAAUCUCAGCUAUAAUCUAAUAGGGAAGAUUGAGAAAUUGGACAAGCUGUCAAAAUUACGUGAACUCAACUUAUCAUAUAACAAAAUCUGCAAAAUUGAAGGCAUAGAAAAUAUGUAUAAUCUGCAAAAGCUAAACCUUGCAGGAAAUGAAAUUGAACAUAUCCCAGUAUGGUUAGGGAAGAAGUUAAAAUCUUUGCGAGUCCUCAAUCUGAAAGGCAACAAGAUAUCAUCGCUCCAAGAUGUAAGCAAACUGAAACCACUUCAAGAUUUGACAUCUCUGAUCCUUCUUGAAAAUCCAAUUGUGACCCUUCCUCAUUACAUGCAGUUUACUAUUUUUCACCUUCGCUCAUUAGAAAGUUUGGAAGGUCAGCCGGUGACUACCCAGGACAGACAAGAAGCUUUUGAGAGAUUCAGUUUAGAUGAGAUAGAAAGACUGGAAAGAGAUCUGGAGAAGAAGAUAAUGGAAACUGAAGAGCUUAGGAGCGAACAGACAAGGUUCCUUGAGGAAAUUAAAAGUCAAGAUAAAUUGAACAAAUCACUGAAAGAGGAGGCCAGGCUACAAAAACAGAGCUAUGAGGAGAUGGAAAGUAACCUAAACACAAAAAAUGAAUUGCUAAAACAGAAGACUGUGGAACUAAUGCGGGCAUGUCAGAAACAGUAUGAGAUGGAACAGGAAUUGGCCUUUUAUAAAAUUGAUGCCAAAUUUGAACCACUAAAUUAUUACCCAUCAGAGUAUGUCGAAGUUGAUAAAACCCCAGAUGAAAGCCCUUACAUUGGCAAAUCCAGAUACAAGAGAAAUAUGUUUGCUACAGAGAGUUAUAUUAUUGCAAAUGCCCAGACAGUAAAGAUCGAGAAGAUGGAGCCAGAUGAAGGGGCACAACUCAAAAAUGAGCAUGUGAACUUGAGAGCCCAUACAUCACUGGACAUACAACUGGAAGACAAAGAAAAAAAAAUAAGUGCAGCACAAACUCGACUAUCAGAACUACAUGAUGAAAUAGAAAAGGCGGAACAACAAAUUUUAAAAGCUACUGAAGAAUUUAAACAGCUGGAAGAAGCUAUACAACUUAAAAAAGUUUCAGAAUCAGAGAAAGACCUUCUUCUCAAGCAGCUGAGUGGUAGAAUACAGCUUCUCAAUAAAUUACGCCAAGAAACUGUGGAUCUAGAAACGCAGAUGGAAAAGCAAAGGCAAGAAAUUGCUGAAAAGCAGAAUGAGAUCAAGGACCUGCAAAUAGCCAUAGAUAGCCUGGAUUCCAGAGACCCAAAACAUUGCCAUAUGAAGGCUCAGAAAAGAGGUAAAGAACAACAACUUGACAUUAUGAAUAAGCAGUACAAACAACUUGAAAGCCGUUUGGAUGAGAUACUUUCUAGAAUUGCCAAAGAAACUGAAGAGAUUAAGGACCUUGAACAACAGCUUACUGAAGGACAAAUAGCAGCAAACGAAGCCCUGAAGAAGGAUUUAGAAAGUGUCAUCAGUGGGUUGCAAGAAUACCUGGAGACUGUCAAAGGCCAGGCCGCUCAGGCCCAGAACGAGUGCAGAAAGCUACAGGAUGAGAAGGAGACUUUGCUGCAGAGACUGAGUGAGGUCGAGCAGGAGAGGGACCAACUGGAAAUAGUGGCCAUAGAUGCCGAAAAUAUGAGGAAGGAGCUCGCAGAACUAGAAAGUGCCCUCCAGGAGCAGCAUGAGGUGAAUGUGACCCUGCAGCAGACCCAGGGAGAUCUCAGUGCCUAUGAGGCUGAGCUAGAGGCUCAGCUGAAAAUACGGGAUGCUGAAGCCAGCCGGCUCAAGGAGGAGUUGGAAGAACUUAGAAGGUUCAGCCAGUUAGAACAAUCAGCCCUUCAAGAGGAACUUGAGAAGGAAAAGCAAGCCCUCAAGAAUGCAGUCAGAAAAGCCCAGCUCUCAGAAGGAAAGGACCAAGAAAAUAGUGAGCUCCGCACACAACUCAAACAGCUGCAGGAUGACAAUGACCUAUUAAAACAGCAACUUAAAGAUUUCCAGAGUCACCUGAACCAUGUGGUUGAUGGUUUGAUUCGUCCAGAAGAAGUGGCCGCUCGUGUAGAUGAGCUAAGGAAAAAACUGAAGUCAGGAGCUGGGGAAAUGAGAAUCCAUACUUCCUCAGAUGUCUUAGGGAAAAGUCUUGCUGAUUUGCAGAAACAAUUCAGUGAAAUCCUUGCACACUCCCAGUGGGAAAGACAGGAAGCACAAGUAAGAGAGAGAAAACUCCAGGAAGAAAUGGCCCUACAGCAAGAGAAACUGGCAAGCGGGCAAGAAGAGUUCAGGCACGCCUGCGAGAGGGCCCUGGAAGCACGGAUUAGUUUUGAUAAGAGGCAGCACGAAGCAAGAAUCCAGCAGUUGGAGAAUGAAAUUCACUAUUUGCAAGAAAAUCUAAAAAGUAUGGAGGAAAUCCAAGGCCUUACAGAUCUCCAACUUCAGGAAGCUGAUGAAGAGAAGGAGAGAAUUCUGGCCCAACUCCGGGCGUUAGAGAAAAAGAAGAAACUUGAAGAUGCCAAGUCUCAGGAACGGUUUCUUGGUUUAGACAGAGAAUUGAAGAAACUAAAGAAAGCCGUGGCCACCUCGGAUAAGUUAGCCACGACUGAGCUCACCGUCGCCAAAGACCAGCUCAAGUCCCUUCAUGGAACUGUGAUGAAAAUUAACCAGGAACGAGCAGAGGAGCUGCAGGAGACGGAGAGGUUCAGCAGAAAGGCAGCGCAAGCAGCCAGGGAUCUGACCCAAGCGGAAGCAGAGAUCGAACUCCUGCAGAACCUUCUCACAGAUAAAGAGGAGCAGUAUCGAAAUCAGAUGGAGAAAGUAGAUGUCGGCACUGGAGGAGCGCACUCACAGGUGGUGGAGAUGGAGAAACUAAAUGAGACAAUGGAGAGACAAAGGACAGAGAUAGCAAGGCUGCGGAAUUUACUGGACCUCACCGGGGCUGAUAACAAAGGAAGCUUUGAAAAUGUUUUAGAAGAAAUUGCCGAACUUCGACGUGAGGUUUCUCAUCAGAAUGAUUACAUCAGCAGCAUGACAGAUCCUUUCAAAAGACGAGGCUACUGGUACUUUAUGCCACCACCAUCAUCAUCAAAAGUUUCCAGCCACAGUUCCCAGGCCACCAAGGACUCUGGUGUCGGCCUAAAGUGUACAGCCUCAACUCCUGUUGGAAAAGCACGUCAUGGACAGCAGGAUGGAAAAGAGGACAGUGGGCCUCCACCUGUUUCGGGAUACUGGGUGUAUUCUCCCAUCAGGAGUGGGUUACAUAAAUCGUUUUCAAAUAAGGAUGCAGACAGCGGAGGAGAUAGCCAGGAAGAGAGCGAGCCAGAGGACCGAGAGGACCACCCAUUUGUACCUCCUCACGGAUACAUUAUGUACACUGUGUUUCCCGAUGGUUCGCCUGUACCGCAGGGCACGGCCCUAUAUGCGCCCCCUCCUCCCUUGCCCAGCAGUAGCCAGCCUCUCAACCCCGGCACUGUUGUUUAUGGCCCACCUCCUGCUGGGGCUCCCAUCGUGUAUGGGCCUCCACCUCCCCACUUCUCCGUACCUCUCAUCCCCAUGGGGGUGCUGCACUGCAAUGUCCCAGAACACCAUAACUUGGAGAAUGAAGUUUCUAGAUUAGAAGACAUAAUGCAGCAUUUAAAAUCUGAGAAACGGGAACCGUGCAUGAGAGCAUCUAAGCGGCACUCGGAGAAAGAACUGGAAGAACUGCACCGUAAUAUUGAUGGUCUUUUGCAAGAGAAGAAAGACUUAGAGUAUGAAGUAGAAGAAUUACAUAGUACCAUCCAGCAACAACAACAGCGAAAAGACUUCAUUGAUGGAAAUGUUGAAAGUCUUGUGAAUGAACUGGAAACAGAGAAGUCACUCAAACACCAUGAAGAUAUUGUCGAUGAAAUUGAGUGCCUCGAGAGGACCCUUCUGAAGCGCCGCGCAGAGCUCAGGGAAGCCGACCGGCUGCUGGCGGAGGCUGAAAUGGAACUUUCGUGCACGAGAGAGAAAACAAAAAAUGCCGUUGAGAAAUUCGCCGAUGCCAAGAAAAAUUUAUUGCAAACUGAGAAAGAUGCUGAGGAGUUAGAAAAGAGAGCCCAGGAAACCGCUGUUAACCUUGUCAAAGCCGACCAGCAGCUCAGGUUGCUCCAGGCUGACACAAAGGAUUUGGAGCAGCACAAAAUGGAGCAGGAGGAAAUCUUGAAAGAAAUAAAUGAAGUUGUAGCAGCAAAAGAUUCAGACUUCCAGUGUCUCAACAAGAAGAAGGAGGUCCUGACGGGAGAGCUGCAGAAGCUGCAGAAGGACAUCGAGACCGCGCAGCACAGUGAGGAUCACCACCUGCAGGUCCUUCAAGAGUCCGAGAGCCUCCUGCAGGCCAAGAAGGCUGAGCUGGAAAAGCUGAGGAGGCAGGUGUCGGGUCAGCAGCAGGAGAUGGCCAUCUUGGAGAGGCAGGUGGGGCAUAAAAAGGAAGAGCUGCAUCUCCUCCAGGAUAGCCUGGUCCAGGCCAAAGCUGACCUCCAGGAAGCUCUGAGACUGGGAGAAACCGAAGUAACUGAGAAGUGCAAUCACAUUCGGGAAGUAAAAUCUCUUCUGGAAGAACUCAGUUUUCAGAAAGGAGAACUGAAUAUCCAGAUUAGUGAAAAAAAAACUCAACUUGCAUUCAUAAAGCAGGAAAUUGAAAAAGAGGAAGAAAAUCUUCAGGUAGUUUUAGGACAAAUGUCUAAACAUAAAACUGAACUAAAGAAUAUUCUGGACAUGUUGCACCUUGAAAACAAUGAGCUGCAAGGUUUGAAGCUACAGCAUGACCAAAAGGUGUCUGAGUUAGAGAAGACUCGGGUUGAAGUGCUAGAGGAGAGACUGGAGUUAGAGAAUCUGCAACAGACAGCCCUGCGACAGAAAGGGGAGAUAGAGUGGCAGAAGCAGCUCCUCGAGAGGGACAGGCAGGAAGUAGAGCGGAUGACUGCUGAGACCCGAGCAUUACAGUUGUGUAUUGAGUCUCUGUGCAAAGAAAAGGAAGAUCUCGAAGAAAAACAGGAUAGCUGGGAAAAGAAGUUGGCACAGACUAAACGGGUUUUAGCAGCUGCAGAAGACGAUAGCAGAAUGGAGCAGGCAAACUUAGAAAAGUUGGAGUUGGAUGUCAGAAAGCUGCAGCAGGAGCUAGACCGACUUAACAGAGAGAAGCUCUCCCUGAAUGAAGACCUGGGAGCAGUGCAGCAGCAGCUACAAGAAAAACGAGAAGCAGUAAACUCACUACAGAAGGAACUAGCGGAUGUCCAAGACCAUUUGAACCUAGCAAAACAGGACGUGCUUCACACCACCCAGCGUAAGGACUCAUUGCUCAGUGAACAGACCAGGCUCGAGAAGGAUAUCGGUGAAUGGAUGAAGAAGACUGAAGAAUGCCGGAAAGAAGGGGAGACAAAGCAGCAACAGCUUCAAGAGCUUCGGAACAAGAUUGAAGAAAACAAGGCUAAGCUAGCCCAGCAAGAAAUGAUGUUUCAGAGACUCCAGAAAGAGCGAGAAUGUGAAGAAAAAAGGUUAGAAGCCAGUAAAGUGGCUCUGAAGGAGCAGCAGCAGCAGCUGGAAAGGGAGUUGGGCGAGCAGAAAGGCAAGCUGGACCAGGUGCUCUCAAAGCUGCUCUUGGCUGAGGAGCGUGUGAGGACCUUGCAGGAAGAGGAGAGGAGCAGCGAGACCCUGGAGAAAACGCUCUCCCAGACCAAACGGCAGCUUUCAGAACGGGAACAGCAGUUACUGGAAAAGUCAAGUGAGCUGCAAGCUCUCCAGAAAGAGACAGACUCUAUGAGGGCAGACUUCAGCCUCUUACGGAACCAGUUCUUGACAGAAAGAAAGAAAGCCGAGAAGCAGGUUGCCAGCCUGAAGGAAGCUCUGAAGAUCCAGCGGAGUCAGCUGGAGAAGAACCUUCUGGAGCAAAAGCAGGAGAACAGCUGCAUGCAGAAGGAGAUGGCGACAAUUGAACAGGUGGCCCAGGACAACCACGAGCGGGCCAGACGCCUGAUGAAGGAGCUCAACCAGAUGCAACAUGAGUACAUGGAGCUCAAGAAACAGAUGACAACCCAAAAAGAUGUGGAGAGAAGACAGAUGGAAAUCAGUGACGCAAUGCGAACACUUAAAUCUGAGGUGAAAGAUGAAAUCAGAACAAGCCUGAGGAAUCUCAACCAGUUUCUCCCAGAACUACCAGCAGAUCUGGAGGCUAUUUUGGAAAGGAAUGAAAACCUAGAAGGAGGGUUAGAAAGCUUGAAAGAGAACUUCCCGUUCACUGUGAGUGAGAGACCAUCACCUUUUGAAGAAAAAUUGAAUUUUUCCCAGACUCACAUAAUGGAUGAACACUGGCGUGGAGAAGCACUCCGAGAGAGACUGCGUCACCGCGAAGAUCGACUCAAGGCCCAGCUCCGACACUGUAUGUCCAAGCAAGCAGAAGUGUUAAUUAAGGGGAAGCGGCAGACAGAGGGCACAUUACACAGCUUGAGAAGACAAGUGGAUGCUUUAGGGGAAUUGGUCACCAGCACUUCUAGAGACUCCACGUCAUCACUUGGUCUGUCUCAGUUGGAAUCUUCCCUGGCCGAGGACUCUCAACCUGGACCAAGUCAGGAAAAGAACUGCUCAGCCGGGUGAGGAAAUCUCAGAGGAAAUCCCUUCUCUACUACCUCACGGUGAACUGGAAGGCCGCUUGGUUUUGCUCCAGAUGCGGGGAACUCCAACACUGCACUUCCACUGUAGCUUAGCUCACAUGCUGUGAACGCUGGGGUUUCUGUAAAUCACAUGUACAUAUGCGAAGAGUUGUAUACAGUUUAAACCUGGAUGGCUGGGGGGUUUUUUUUUUUAGCUUUGAAAUGUAUUGCCGUAAAACCAGUGAUUGUAAUUGUAAAUUUGAGGCUACAAACUGGUUAAAAUCUAUAGCUACAAAGAAAAAGAAUGUACUCAAGCCCUUCAUUUAUAGUGUCAAAUUUUAUUUUUGGAUUUUGCUUAAAAUCUAUUUUCAUAUGAAAAUAAAAGAUAAAAUAGUCUGUCAUCUGACUUUACAUUUCAUAGAUCUACAGUAAAGCCAUCCAACGUUUACCUUCGUUCCAAGAGAACAGCAAUUUCCAAAUGGCUCUCCAUCUUUGGCCCAGAGAUAGAAGUUUGUUGUACCUGUCAAUGAACAUACACCACAUGGAAAUAUCGUUUAUAAAACUACGAUACCUGAGGUGCUUUUCCUCAACCAAAAAUAUUCUUUGAUGGAAAAUUAGCAGAAUCUGACCCAGUGGUAAAAUCAAAUUGUGUUUGACUUUUAAAUCUUUGAACUACUGUAAUUAAUGGCUCCGCUUCAAGAUCUCCAAAUACAUUAUUUCUCUAAAAACAAUAGCAACUGUCGCAAAAGACCAUGUGGCAGUAGACUUCUUCUCAUGGCUAAGGGGAAGUAUGAAACUACAUGUUACAGGUUUUAAAAUACUCCCAAGUCCUGUUUUCUAGGCCCGCAGACAGCUUAUGAACCAUAACCAUACAGUAUGGUGUGGUGCAAUCAUCCCUCUCUACCCAAGGAGGGUUAUAUUCCCAAGAAUUUGGUCAGACCUGGACCAUUAAUUAAGAUAUGGGAUAAACAGAAUUACAAUAAAGGCAAUGGAAGUGGCAUAAAAUUUAACACACAGUUCUAGAAGUAUCUACUUCCAAAUAAAAAUUGGAUUUGGUGUGUAUCUUUUGUAUUUAACAUUCUCUUAUUUCAUUUUCACAGGCCUUAGCAAAAUGCUGAAAAGUCAGGCCUCUGCACAAUUAUUGAAAUCCCUCAGGGACACUUUUUCCCAUUCUGUCCAUGUGCUGAGUGAGGGUAAAAUAUCUUCUUUCUAAACUGCCACAUGAACCCUAUUCCCCUGUGGACAGGAAUGGAAGGUAAUCAUUUGAUCUUCUGUGUAAGGGGGAGUGACCUGAACCACACAUCUAUAUAGAAAGAUCACACCUGAAACGGAUAUGUGAGCAAAAAAGUUCUCAAAACUAUAGUCUGGAAUUAGGGGAAGUAAUUAAUAUGUGAAACCAAACACCUGGUUCCAAAAGACCUCUUUCCAAAGAAACUUUACUAUAUCUAGAAUUAUGUAAACAUUACCACCAAAAAAAAGUUUUUUAAUCAAGUUUACUGCAUCGAACAUUUUAUUAUCCAUGAAACACUUGAACAUUGCACUGGAAUGUCUGAGCACCAAUUUACUAAUCAAGAGGGCCUCCACACAGGUGCAAGAUUAACAAGUAACCCACAGAAGCAGGUGACCCCACAUGUAGUAAACUCUCAUUGAUGAAAGAUUAAAAGAACUUCACAUUCUCUCCAAAGUGUACUUCCCAGUGUCUGGCACAUGCAUGUUACAAUAGGACAAUUUGCUGCUCUAUUUUUGAGCACCCAAGUUUAUUACAGGGGAUUACACAUGCAAACAACAGAAUCUGGCCCCAAGUACAGUCAAGGGAGAACACUAUCAGGCACCAAGUGUGCUGAUCUCACACUGAAAAAGGCUGACUGAAAACACUGCAAGGGUGAUCCAAAUACAAGGACAAAACUAAGUCAAUUACUGAGUGAUGUGGAGUUAUAUGCUAUAUAUGUAGACUUCUCUUUAUACAGUAAGGACAAUUCUCCCAAUAAAAACUGGCAACUUCUGCCAAAUAAUUGUUUGCCUGAAAAAAAUAUGAAAUCCUAUUGUAGUUCAGAAAAUAAUGCAAACCAUUUUAAUUUAAUCUAGAUACAGGUACUUUAUUUACAAAUAUUUAGAUUAAUAGCAUUUUGUUACAUCAAAUGAAGAGUACAGCAGUCUGAAUAAAUCCUGUCACAAAAACAAUUAAGACCCACUGUAACUAACUCGGGGAAUCAGGGUAUUGCACCUAAACAAGCCGCAGUCUUUAGUCUGUGAUUGCUACCUUAUAUCCCAAUGGGUGGGUGGUUUUUUUUGUAAAUAUAUACACACACCAGCAGGUCAUGGUCCCUGGGCGAGUCCCUUGUGAAGCAACAGGGUAAGCAAAAUGGGCCACUGUAAGUCUUUAACAGAACGUACCAAUCUACUCAAGGAAUCUUGUUUUUUAAAAAGUUAAAGACAAAAAUAAAGAUGAGUCCACAAAUUAACCAAAUCCUGUUUUCUGCACAUUCCAGUUUUGGCUUUUAUUUAACAUUGACUAUACAAUACUCCAGUACUACUACAUGUUUACAACCCAGAAAGCCGUAUUUUUUAUUUUCACUUUAGUGUCUGUAAAGAGGGAUUUAAAAUGUGUAUUUUAAACACAGCAGUUGAGCUGAGUGAUUUUAUAGAAUAUAGUAAGGUUUACCUAUCCUACUUCAAAUAGCUUCAAUUCUCCAUCUGGACCAUAAACUGAAUCAGAAAUCAAUCGAAAGAAGUAAAGAACUUGGUAAAACAUAAGUCUGUUGUCUAAAGAGAUUGUUUCCCUUGCAAUACAGUAUUCUUUCAGUGGCCAAACCACCUAGUGCAAAGUAAUAACUUACUUUGUAUCAGCACAAACACUGAAACACCAAUAGAAACACUUUCCCUUUUACAAAACAACUUAUGCCAACAUGACAUAAAAUAGCCCCUCAUACUAAGAACACAAGGGGUAUCCUAAAUUACUUCACUGUAGUGUUAAAAAUGCACAAUUUAAAAUCCCUUAACAG
This is a messenger RNA of Enhydra lutris kenyoni (northern sea otter), 10122 nucleotides long. RefSeq names its product centriolin. The transcript is spliced from 43 exons. The record is from RefSeq and is a predicted model, not a curated record. Gene Ontology annotation, molecular function: protein binding. Bases 141 to 7124 code for a protein of 2327 amino acids. NCBI's taxonomy places the organism in Eukaryota, Metazoa, Chordata, Mammalia, Carnivora, Mustelidae.